Molecule: messenger RNA, 1590 nt
Organism: Aspergillus calidoustus
Lineage: Eukaryota; Fungi; Ascomycota; Eurotiomycetes; Eurotiales; Aspergillaceae
Source: the annotation of a GenBank genome assembly
AUGGAACCUCGGAGGAGUACAAGCGGCACACCCCCGAGGACGCUGGAUCCGUCAGCGGUUAACGUUUAUCGGGACGCAUGGCCCUCUGUUAAGGACUUAAUUUGGGGCUUUGUCAAUGAACAUAGACAGGCUGAGAGAAAAUUACGACGCUUUAACCAAAUUCUUCAUGGCUUUAAAAUCAAGCCUGAGGUAUAUGUUCGGAUUUCUGAGCGACUUCUUCAAGCCGCGUUGCGUGUGUUACAGAUAAAUGAUAACAACGAUUAUCGAACUAUCCGCGACCACUACAAUCGCCUUUGGCAAGCCGCACGCUACCCAGAAGAAUUCAGAAUCAAGGACCACGACUUCAGGGAAUUCUGCAAUAUUGUAAGGGUUUUAUUAGAGGAGGAGGAGGAACGUAUUCAAGCGGAGCAAGCGGAGGAAGAAGAAAUCGGGCCCGAAGUGGGUAACUACGCUACCAAUGAGCAAACCACUCCUAAUCGGCAGUAUGGACAGGAGGAUGAAUAUGACACUGAUGAGCUUAAUGACUCCUACGCGCCACACAACCCGGAGGAGCGCCAUGCCGGCCCAGGUCCGGACGAUUACGUUAGUGAUGGCUUCCUAAACCCAGAGGAUGAAGAGGAAGUGGCUGAGGAGGCCAACGUCCAAUCUGAUAACCAGUGGGAGAGGAACUACGUUUCUAUUGAUGAUCUUCGAUCGGAUACGGAAAGGGUUUGGGGUUCUCUGAUGACAGAAGGGGAAAUUCUGGCCUAUCGGAUGCGGGGGUCAAUGGGUUAUUCGGUAAUUGUUGGGUACUCAUGCGAUGAUCAGCAAAUCGCCCGCGUUGAACCUAGGGCAAGACGCCCGCUGGCUGUAAGCCAUAUAACCGGGUUCGGUCUCAUUGCAUGGAAGGUGGAUGGAAGGAAGGCCUAUUAUCCGGAGACCUAUGUUCAAGUCUAUUGGAAAGACCAAGACUGGACAUGGGAGUCUCGUGAUGGCUUGCGUUUUGUCUACGGUGGAGACCCGUACAAGGUUGAUGUCUUAAUUUAUCGUCAGGCAAUUUCACAGGAGGGCAACUACCAAGAAGCCCUAACUGGAUACAGGCCCGAAUACCCAGAUGGUUCUUCAAUGGCGAACAAGCACUGGAGAAACGAGAAUGCACUAGGUGGGGCAUAUUGGUUACACCCUAGGGCCAAAGAGACCAAGCGCGCAGUCAAACUAGAGGAGGAGGAUGCUAUUGAUAUCAAAGUCAAGGACGAAGACGAUUUCCUAGACGAACAACAAUUCGCUGGGGACUUCGAGCACGGGUCUUUGGGAGAUGAGCCUGAGCUUGAUACUAACCAGCUCCGGGCCGAACAGUCGGCGGAGAACGGGCGCCGUAACCCCCGCUCUGGUUGCGUGACCUACCAUAUACGCUUCCAGAGAGACGAAGGAGCGGGGUUACCUAUUCAGCGCAAACACGCGAUGACGCUUCAACCCAAAGACAUCGAUCAGGUACGAGUGCUUUGGCUGGAGGAGAUCGUCGCUUCAAUACACCCCGAACACGAGAAGGGAGCCAUGGCCCGUCCAUUGAGAGCCAACGGUCAAAUGGGAAUCGGGGCCGAGCCACUUUAA